Planococcus citri (citrus mealybug) is the source of this 717-nucleotide messenger RNA. RefSeq lists its product as uncharacterized. NCBI's taxonomy places the organism in Eukaryota, Metazoa, Arthropoda, Insecta, Hemiptera, Pseudococcidae. The coding region runs from base 81 to 551 and encodes 156 amino acids. Gene Ontology annotation, molecular function: odorant binding. The record is from RefSeq and is a predicted model, not a curated record. The transcript has 5 exons.
AUUGAUCGAACAGUUGUAAGUAUUCCUAAUCGAAACUGAGAACUAACAUCUUUGUUCAUACAUAAAUUUCAAUUCGCAAAAUGCGUUUAAUUACCACUCAGUUCAUUUUUAUACUACUUUUAGUGUUUGUUUUGGACCUAUGCAACGCCGCAUCGAAGCAGUCAAAAUCGACAAUGGCAUUAAAAAAAUAUAGAAGUAUUCAUCCAAAUAAAUUCUUCAAAAAAGAAUGCGAGAAUGAAAUAAAACAUUUCAUGUCACAGCGAGGUGUCAAUAAAGUAGAUAAUCUCAGCAGCCAAGAGUGUAUGCUAUUUUGUGGCUUUAGAAGACUUGGAAUGAUACAUUACCCUGGGGAGCUGAGCGAGAUUUUUGUGGAUAACAAAAUAGGUCCAAAUAAACAAGAGGCUUUAAAACAAAUUCAUAUGUGCACCAGUGCUAUUAAACUCGGUGAUCAAUAUUUUUGCUCGCGAGCAAUGAAACACCUGGAAUGCGCUUUUGAACAUAUUGUUGGUGCGGAAUGGAUGGAAGAUCAGAUGAGAGAAAUGAUGGAGUGAUCUGAAACUCGAAUCGAAUGACGAUCGUAUAAGUACAUACCUACUCGUACGUUAUUGUCGUACGUGAAUCGAUUUUUCACAAACAAUUUAUUUUUUUAAGGACUAUAAUCUAAAAAUACAGGGUUUGAAGUUGUUUUUUUUUAAAGUAAAAAGUGAUCAUUUUCAA